This is a messenger RNA of Scylla paramamosain (green mud crab), 2238 nucleotides long. RefSeq names its product glutamate receptor ionotropic, delta-2-like. Lineage: Eukaryota; Metazoa; Arthropoda; Malacostraca; Decapoda; Portunidae. Gene Ontology annotation, molecular function: ligand-gated monoatomic ion channel activity. Gene Ontology annotation, cellular component: membrane. The record is from RefSeq and is a predicted model, not a curated record. The transcript is spliced from 11 exons. The coding region runs from base 2 to 2131 and encodes 709 amino acids.
CAUGAAAAGGAAAAAGGGCACACGGCGUUACAUGGGACUUUUGAUGGUGAUGCUGACGAUCGUUAUUGGCAGAGGUCUACAAGUGGACCCAAUGGGGAACCUGGUGGAAGCAAUGAUAGAUCACAUCAUCGGGUGCCACCUGGUUCUCCUCACCACUACACCUCAUUCGCCUCUACUUUCUGCGAUAUGCAGAUCAUUUGACGUGGGCGUUGUGGUAGUAGCAAGUAACGUUCCCUUUGACGAUCAACUCGUAUUAGGUAUGUGGGGAGAUUCCACCACCACUUGCCGCUCCAUUAUUCUUCACAUCGGCGAUGAAAGCAAAAGUGUUGAGUAUGCUGACGUUCAUGACGACGAUGUGAGGCGGCCGAAAAAAAAUAACGGUAGUAUCAUCAGUAUUGCAAGCAAACAUAACAUCGACAAUAACAGUGAUUACAACAAAAGAAACCACAUCACCAACAGGAGCAGCAAUAACAUAAUCCUUGCUCUUAGUUUAUUGGAACGAGCAGGGUUGUGGAAACUUCCGGAGACACGUGUUAUUGUGGUAGGAAGCAAGACAGGAGGCGAGUCUAUUCUCCUGCACCACGCCUUCCGCAAUACAAUAUAUGGAGUUUAUUUGUCUCUCACCUACCAACCUGUGCCUCGGAUGCUAUUUCAUAUGUAUGCAGGGCACAAUCUUCUUCACAGUGUGCCAGCAUUUUCAAGUUACAAUAAUGAGGUCGUAGGAUACUUACGGUGCCUCUUCUGCAAGGACGGCCAAAAAGAUGUUCGCUUCUCUUUUAAGAUGAACAUUUCUUCCUCAUCUAUAGAGGACACAACUAGUUUUUUUCAAAAAGAUAAUCUGCAAGAUUUCAAAGGUCACAAGAUGAAGAUCGUGUCAGUGUCGCACUUUCCAUAUGUGGACUUUACCUUAGACACUAACCUCCCAGGAAGUACAGUCACUCUCAAGGAUUCUGUGGAUGCUCGGCUCAUCAUCUCACUUUCCGAAAAACUAAAUUUCACCUAUGUUGUGCGUGAAGAGCCUGAACGAGCUUUUGGUCUGGUGAAGAAUGGACAAUUCGACGGCAUCAUGGGUCAGCUGCAGAGAGAAGAAUCUGAUUUUUCCACGCUUACUGGACCAACACCCAGCCGCAUCAAAGUGAUGGAUUAUGUUCACAGUUACCCGCCUGAUAAGAUUACGAUAACGUCAUUGAAGCCAUCAUAUCUUCCACAACACUUGGCAAUGAUCAGACCCUUCACAGGAGGAGUAUGGUUAAGUAUCGGAAUCAGCGUUGUUGUUUGGGGGGUGAUUUUUUGGCUGCUUAACUUAGCAGGUGCUCGGAUUGUUGGAGUGCAAGACGUGGGGCUUAGCAUUUCCCUCUUGUAUGGAUGGGGCACUCUUGUAGAGCGACCUCCAGUUCAGCCUUCUGUUACUGUGUCUGUACAGUUGUUGGCAGGAUGGUGGCUCGUAUUUUGUCUUAUAAUCUGCACUGGUUUCAAGUCCUCAUUGAUUGCUCACCUCACAGUCCAAGGAACGUCAACACCCAUGGAGACUUUGGAAGACUUAGUGGAAGUAGAUAACUGGAGAUGGGGCAUCGCCUCCUGGCUCCUUAAAGGAAUUCCCCGUGAAUAUUUUUCAAAACAUACUGACCCAAUUGUAAAAGAGGUGUAUAGGAAUAUGGAGGCAAUAGAUGCAGACCUCGCUCUUAAAGAGAUCAAGAGUGGGCGCUAUUCUCUCUUUCACUUUGAACGAUACAUCACCAUUAUGAUUGCAUCCUACUAUACUGACGUCCGUGGUCAAACUCCCUACUUCAUUAGCAAGAAAGGCAUAUCUCUUACGACAACAUUUGGAUGGAGUUUCAGAAUUGGGGCACCAUAUACCGUUCGUUUUCGGUCAAUGAUGCACUAUCUUGAGGAUACGGGAAUCACCAGUUACUGGAUGCGGGACGUGAUAGCCAUGAGGGUCAAGGAAAACAGAGAAGCAAUGAAGUUGGACAUUAGUACAGAACAAAUGGAAACAGUGUCUGACGAACGCGAAGUGGUCUUGGGUUUGCAGCAUAUGCAGGGAGCAUUUUACGUUUUAUUCUUGGGCUGCGGGAUAGCAACUGUGAUGCUUCUGAUCGAAGUGAAUGUAUUAUCAAAAGAAAAAACAUGAGUUGUCUUUGUGUAUUCAGAAGUAAUAUAUAAUUUGCUUUACCAUACCUGAAGUGUAUUUUAUUUAUUUAUUUUUUUUUCUGCUCACAAAACAUAGUAUGUUCACCU